This is a messenger RNA of Brenthis ino (lesser marbled fritillary), 1695 nucleotides long. The record is from the annotation of a GenBank genome assembly. Lineage: Eukaryota; Metazoa; Arthropoda; Insecta; Lepidoptera; Nymphalidae.
AUGAACUGCUGGAUUUUACUCGUGUUAAGUAUUUGUUUUUCGGACAAUUUAAUAAGUGCGUCAGUUGUACCUGAAAGUGAUGAUAUUGACAGUCAAGGGCUUUACAGCAAAUCGGACAAAGUUAUUAUUUUAACAAAUAAAAAUUUCGAUAAAAAAAUUUAUGGGCAAAAAAAUGCAUUUUUAAUACAAUUUUAUAACAGCUAUUGCGGCCACUGCAGAGCAUUUGCACCGAAAUUUAAAAGCUUGGCAAAAGAAUUAGAGCCAUGGAAUCCAAUUAUAAAACUAGCAGUUCUGGAUUGUUCUGUUGAGGAAAAUAACGAAAUAUGCCGACAGUUUGAAGUUAUGGCAUAUCCAUCUUUACGAUACUUGCAUGAAAGCUACAUAAAAGGGAAUGCUAAUGUUGGUGACAAAUUUCAGUCAACUGAUAAUGCUGAAAAAUUAAAAUCUCAGCUAAUUAUUAAAAUGCAAAAAGAACAAUCAAUGGGUCAUUUGUCAUUUGCUCCCUCACUCAGUAUUGGAGCUUAUGCAAAACUUAAUUCAGCCUUGAGUCCAUUAUCUAAUGAUAUUAUUUAUACUUUUCUGGUAUUUGAAAAUGAAAACUCUACUGUAGGCUCUGAACUAGCACUUGAUAUAAAUGAUUAUGAGCAUAUCAAAUUAAAGAGAAUUUAUGAAAACAGUGAACUAGCUGAAAUUACUGGUGUUAAAAAAUUUCCUGGUUUAGUUGCAGUAGGACCAUCUUUAGAGACAACAUUAUUAACUCCUAAUAUUCCAUUUAAGCAGAACUUACUUUUGGAAAUCAACACAUUUUUAAAAUCUAAGAAUUAUAUUUUCCCUAUGCGUAAUAUAAAACAUGAUGAGAGUACACAUUCUUUUUAUGCUGAGAAAGCAGGCUUAGAUUCAGAUAUUGUUUAUUACAGUGACUUAGAAAAAACUUUAAAAACAAGUUUGCAUACUGAAAUAACAAGGCAUAAAACAUUAAGUAAUGAAAUUCUUCAAGCUCUUCUAGACUAUCUUGAUGUUAUAAUUGUAAACUUUCCAUUCAGAGGAAAUGUUAGAGAAUAUAUUGUCAAUUUACAUCAACAACUUAGCACAAAAAGCCAAUGGACUGGAAGUGAAGUAUAUAAUUUAGUAAAAAGACUUGAAACAACUCAUGCACCAGUUUUCUCAUAUGACCUUGAUUAUAUAAAGUGUAAGGGAAGCCAGCCUAUGUUCCGUGGCUAUACAUGUGGUUUAUGGACUUUAUUCCAUACACUGACAGUAAAUGCUGCACAAAAAACAGGCAAUGAAGGCCCCAGAGUAUUAAAAGCUAUGCAUGGUUAUGUCAAACAUUUCUUUGGCUGUACUGAGUGCUCAGAGCAUUUUCAGGCUAUGGCAACAAGAAACCGAAUCUUUGAUGUAAAAGAGAAUGAUAAAGCUGUACUUUGGCUGUGGAUUUCUCAUAAUGAAGUAAAUCUAAGAUUAGCUGGGGAUGUGACUGAAGAUCCUGAACAUCCAAAAAUACAAUUUCCUAGCACCACAAAAUGUCCAGAAUGUAGACUUUCUAGAGGAGCUUGGAAUUUGCCUGCAGUGUAUGAAUAUCUACAGAAAGUGUAUAGUGCAAAUAACAUUCAAAGUACAAGAAUAGCAAGAUCUGCAGCUUCAACAAGUCCUUUUUCCAGUCUGGACAUUGGAAUGCUAAGCUUCCUGUACAUGUAU